This is a messenger RNA of Haliotis rufescens (red abalone), 1602 nucleotides long. Its product is annotated as procathepsin L-like. Gene Ontology annotation, molecular function: cysteine-type endopeptidase activity. Gene Ontology annotation, cellular component: lysosome. The record is from RefSeq and is a predicted model, not a curated record. The coding region runs from base 223 to 1155 and encodes 310 amino acids. The transcript is spliced from 5 exons. Lineage: Eukaryota; Metazoa; Mollusca; Gastropoda; Lepetellida; Haliotidae.
GCCGACUGUGUUAUCAUAUUGUGAACGUGCAGGUCUAAACCACAACACGUGACACUUGCUUCAGUAGUGACUGAAUACCGUUACACUAGCCACGUGACACGCGCUGCCACGUGAUAUGAUCCUUUUAUCUGCCUGUUAUAGCCCUGCGUAUAGUCUGAGGAUAAUGUUGAUCGCAACAGAGUUACACUGAUCACAAGAACGCAAACACUUUAACAAACAAACAUGAAGGCAGCAUGCGCAGUUCUUCUACUGGCCCUUACUUCCUCCUCCCUCGGAGCGCCUCAGGGCAACCUGCAGCAGAGAUGGGAGGAGUGGCAAAUGAAGCACGGGAGGAGGUACAGCAGCCAGGGGGAGGAGACGGGGAGGAGGAGGGCGUGGCAGGUCAACCUGGAUCUGGUAGAGGCUCACAAGAGGGGGGACGCCGGCUUGUCAAUGGAGACGAACCAGGUCGCUGACGGGAUGCAGUCUCGACGUCAGCUCCUCAACCCAACUGCACACUCCCCCGUAGUGGACACCCACCAUGACAACGACGUAUCACCAACUCGUCCCAAGUCAUUUGACUGGAGAAACAAGGGAGUUAUCUCCCCUGUUACCAACGUUGAUUCAUUUGGCAAUACUUUCGCCAUUGUUGCUGCAGGGUGUGUCGAGAGCUUCCUGGCCAUUAAGAAUGGUUAUCUGCUGGGGUUGAGCACGUACGAGAUUGUAGAUUGUUGUCCGUUGGUGAAAGAUGACAUCUUUGACUGCAUACACAACUUCGGCGGCCUCUGCGGCGCGACGUCGUACCCUCUGUUUACAGGGCAAUGUAAAAACAACACAUGUCAAGCUGUCGCGAAGAUCAGGGGAGGGAAAGCCGUGCCAGCAGGCCAUGUAAACCGAAUGGUGCAGGUCCUGCUCAAGCGCCCCCUAGCGGUACUCAUCGAUGCCAGCGCAGCCUCGUUCGGGCGGUACCAAAAUGGUAUCUACAACGACACUGACUGCAGCAAUACUAAAGUAAACCACGCCAUGCAAGUGGUGGGAUACGGGGAGGAAGAUGGCCAGGAGUUUUGGAUUUGCAAGAACACCUGGGGUCCUAAAUGGGGCGAUAAAGGCUACGUCCGCAUGAAGAAGGGAGCAGACACGUGCGGCAUUGAAUCCCACGCGAGUUACCCCUACUGACACGAGAUGAUGAAGCCCUGUGUCUGUGUCCAUAUUGGUUUACCGCUCUGGCAAACUUUUUGAUGGUGGUUAAAAUGAAACAAACAGGAAAUGGUUGUUCAAUGUGGGUGUAUUUGAUACGGGUAUUACAGUUAUUUUUGGACUUAAAGUUUGCAGUGUUUCAGCGACUUUUUUCAGCCUUGUAGCGUUUGAUAACGUUUGUACGUGUACACUUUCUUUUGCUUUCUGUAUAUUAUACAAAUACACACACGGUGAGGGGGCAGCCUACUGGGUAAAGCUUUCACUCGUCUCACAGGGGAUCCGUCACCUCCAAGGAUACUAGGUGUGAGACCCAUUCUUGGCGUACUACCAACUGGCUCAAUCAUGCAUGUGCACAAAUGGUUGGUUGGUUGGUUGUUUAACGCAGCACUCAGCAAUAUCCAAUCUAUAUGACGGCGGUCUGUAAAU